AGCAAAGUAUUCCCUCUGCCAGGUGUGUGUAAUUGAAAGCACUCAUUUCCUUUCUUUAACAUUUUUAUUUUCCUCUCUUCUCUCCUCUCACCUAAUCGGUUAGAAACUUUCAGAAAAUCAAUCCUUUCCUUUGCAUCAUCACACCUUCAUCUAUAUAUAUCUAGUCAUUCACUUCCAAUAGUAAACACAUCAAAAUUGAACCAAGAAAAGAAAAGCGAUAAUAAUCAUGGCGGUCGUCAAAGUUCAUGGCGCCCCACUCUCCACCGCCUUCCAACGAGCUGUGGUUUGCCUCUACGAGAAGGAGGUCGACUUCGAAGUUGUCCCCGUCGACAUGCGAGCUGGAGCCCAUAAACAAGAACCUUUCAUUUCUCUCAACCCAUUCGGUCAAGUUCCAGCUCUUGAAGAUGGAGAUUUACAGCUCUUCGAAUCGAGGGCAAUUACGAAGUACAUAGCGGAGGAAUACGCAGAAAAGGGGACACAAUUGAUACCGUUUGACUCGAAGAAGAAGGCGAUUGCAUCAGUUUGGAUGGAGGUGGAAGCCCACCAAUUCGAACCAGUGACAUCAAAAUUGGCGUGGGAGAUCAUAUUCAAACCCAUGUUUGGAAUGACCACAGACCCGGCUGCUGUGGAAGAGAACGAGGCUAAAUUGGUGAAGGUUCUAGAUGUGUAUGAGAUUCGGCUAUCCAAAUCCAAGUACAUGGGUGGCGAUUGCUUCACCUUGGCCGAUCUUCAUCACCUUCCUAACUUACAGUGCUUGUUGGGAACAAGUAAGAAGAGCCACUUUGAGUGUCGCCCCCAUGUCAAGGCUUGGGUGGCUGAUAUAACUGCAAGGCCAACUUGGGCUAAGGUUCUUGCCAUGCUCAAACACUAGGCUAGAUCAGGUUAAUUAGUACUGUGCGGAUUUGGUCAUUGAAUAAAAGUGUUGUGGGGGAAAUUAAUGUAAUUGAGCUUGAGUCGUCAGUGCCUUACAUUCGUUCUUGUCAUGAUGAUGUUGGAUUUGCUCUUUUGUUAUGCUUCAAUUUAGUUGUUGAAGAGGGUUAUGCUUGUGUUUGUCACUUUAUCCUUUAUGAAUAAUAAUGUUCUCUAUUGUGUUUA
Messenger RNA from Humulus lupulus (European hop), 1095 nucleotides. Its product is annotated as glutathione S-transferase-like. The coding region runs from base 227 to 871 and encodes 214 amino acids. The record is from RefSeq and is a predicted model, not a curated record. NCBI's taxonomy places the organism in Eukaryota, Viridiplantae, Streptophyta, Magnoliopsida, Rosales, Cannabaceae. Gene Ontology annotation, molecular function: glutathione transferase activity; glutathione binding. The transcript is spliced from 3 exons. Gene Ontology annotation, cellular component: cytoplasm.